AUGGUUGCGCCGGCUGUGCCCGAGCUUACCGAGGAGAUUCUCUCUGAAUCAAUUGAAGCCCGAACCGAAUCCCUCAUCUCCCUUCGGGAGCUUGGCCCUCCCGAUCUUGUCCAUCUCCUGAAGCAGGCCACGAGAAACCCUGGCAAGCAGAUCGGAGUCUACCACCACGUCACCGGCGUCGACGCUUCGUCCUCGGCCAGUCUUGCUGCCUACAUCAACACCCUGACCUACCGCGAGCAUGGCCAGGCUGUGCAAACGAAGAUUUCGGAAGGUCUCUACUGCUGUUACAAUGCCUUCUCUCGACUCGACAUGCGGGUUCAUGUAACGAUCCCUGGAACUGUCGAAAGCUACUGUGUGGACGAGCGAGGCGAGAAGCGCAAGGCGACGGAUGACUUGUGGCUGGAGACCUACCUGUGCAGUGUCCUUCGAGCCUACUCUUACGCGGAUGAUGGUAGCGGAGAGACGAUUCGGAAGAUUAUGGGUGUGCGCAGAUACAACCCUGUUACCAACACCGAAACCGAACACCGCUUCCUCGGCGCCGCCGAGCAGCUUUUCUUCCGAGGUACCCAUAUAUUUGAGAACAUUCAGGGUUUCUGUGCUAAUGGUAUCGUAGGCUGGCAGCUGGGCUCAGACUCUGUCGUUCAAGUGCCGAACAAUGUCUCGAACCACCUGACCGCAGGCCUCUUGAAGUACUUUCAGACCACGGGACGCCAUGCUUCCGGCAUCAACCUCUUCGAGAAACUCAGAGACCAAAACAUCGAGGUCUCCUCCCUCUUGGCCAAGGUCCUCUUUAUGGGCAACGAGGAAGUCCAAGGUGUCAAGGUGCUGCAUCAGGCACUCAAAGAGUCGCCGAUGGACUAUGUUAUGCUCGAUACGCAAGCCGAGUUCCUCCUCAGAAAGGCGCAGACAGCCGCAACGCCAGAGUUGAAGGAAGAGAGACUUCGCUUGGCCCUGGGCUGCGCCGACCGCAGUACCAUUGCCGCUCCUAGUGAAUUCGGCACAUGGGCGAGACUGGCGCAAGUCUACGUGGCAAUGGAGGACUGGGAGAAUGCCCUGACCAUCCUCAACUCUUGCCCCAUGUUCACAUACCAGGACAAGGACGCGCCUCAAAUGCCUGAGCCGAAGGAUGUUCACCUCCCAACUCUUCCCGAGACCCGCUUGGAUGAGAUCGACAGUGAACCCGAGUCUAGAUACUCUGAACAGGUCGAUGCUAGUCUCCUGAACCUUCGUGCUUCGGUUUAUAAGGGAACCUUCAAGCAGGCUUACGGCAUCCUGACCGAGAUGACUUCAAAGAUUGGAUGGGAUCAGCUUCUCAAGAUUAGAAGCACAGUCUUUGUCAUGGAGGACGAAUACCGCUCCGAGAAGCAGGAAACCUCGCAGCCUCAGCGUAACCCCAGCACCGACGGCCUUCGUGGAACCCCAGACCCGACAACAAAUGGCGACCGAUCAGACUCGGAAAGUGACGACGAAGAGGGAGAUGAGGAGAAGAAGGCGAAGCCAGCGGAUACUGAUUCUACUGCCGAGACAUUGGCACCAAAUGGACAGACAGAGGCUGUAGAGAAGCCUACCCAUGCCAUCGACCCCGGUGAACUGAAGGGCGAUGCGGAGAAUGGUGCGCAGACCGACGACCAUCUCUCUAAGCUGAACAACAAGCGGCUUUGCGAGCGCUGGCUUGACAGCCUCUUCAUGGUGUUGUAUGAGGAUCUGCGCGUCUACACGAUCUGGCGCACACAAAUGGCCCAGUAUCGCGCGCAAUCCAUGCAGUAUAAGAAGUCGGCUGAGGAGUGGGAAAUUCUAGGCUCUCUGGCGGAAAGACUUCAACACCCAGAAGAAGCUGUCGAGGCCUAUAGAGCGUGCCUCGCCGCAAGAUUCAGCCCUAAGGCCUUGACUGGCAUCCUUCGCGUGUUUGAGGAGGGCAAGAACACUCGCGAAACGGUCGCGUCGGUCAUUCGUCUCGUCACCUGGCAGUACAGAUGGUACUCUGAGUUCUCACCAGAGCUCCUCCAUACAGUUCGGACACUCAUUGAGGACGAGGGUGCAGUCAAGAUCAGAAGCAUCAUCCAAGCUACCAGCCUCCCUCAGAACGUGCUCGAUCUGACCCAUCACUAUGCUGCACUAUGCGCCACUUUCCGCAGCAGCGGCACCGACGGUUAG
Colletotrichum lupini is the source of this 2154-nucleotide messenger RNA. RefSeq lists its product as uncharacterized. Gene Ontology annotation, biological process: Golgi to plasma membrane transport. Gene Ontology annotation, molecular function: protein binding. Gene Ontology annotation, cellular component: exomer complex. The coding region runs from base 1 to 2154 and encodes 717 amino acids. NCBI's taxonomy places the organism in Eukaryota, Fungi, Ascomycota, Sordariomycetes, Glomerellales, Glomerellaceae. The record is from RefSeq and is a predicted model, not a curated record. The transcript has 5 exons.